AUGCCUUUCUCAGAUUAUGAAUUACACAAGGAAUUAGGAAGAGGUGCUUUCUCUAUUGUAUAUCUAGUGACAGAAAAGAAAACAAAGAAGCAAUGGGCUAUGAAAGUUAUCGAUAGAAAAUCAUCUUCAAAAGCUGCUUUACAAACAGAGAUUGAAAUUAUGAAAAAGAUAGAUCAUCCAAAUAUCGUUAGAAUGCAUGAAUACUUUGAAUCUACAGAUAAAAUAUAUUUGGUGGUGGAACUUGUAAAUGGAGGUCAAUUGUUUGAUAAGAUCAUGGAAAAGAAAUCAUUCUCUGAGAAGGAAGCAAGAAUCAUUGUAAAACAACUAUUGGAAGCACUGGAGUAUCUUCACAAGAUCGGUAUCGUCCACAGAGACUUGAAACCAGAGAAUCUUCUUUUGAAAUCCGAACAAGAUCUAACCAUUGCACUCUCUGACUUUGGUCUCUCAAAGAUUCUAUCGGACGAUGUAUUUAUGAAAACAACUUGUGGUACUCCUUCAUAUGUUGCACCAGAAGUAUUGAAUAAUAUAAACAAUACACCUACUGCCUAUACGGAGGCAGUAGAUAUGUGGUCGGUAGGAGUUAUCUCUUAUAUUUUGUUGUGUGGAUUCCCACCAUUCUAUAGCGACGACAUCCGAAAGUUGUUUGAAUCGAUCAUGGCAGCCACCUAUGACUUCCCAGAGCAGUAUUGGAAGAACAUCUCAAAGGAAGCCAAACAUUUUAUCAACUGUUUCCUCACGGUCGAUCCAGCCAAGCGUUACACUGCCAAAAUGGCAUUGGAGCAUCCUUGGAUCACACAGGCACCCCAAUCACACCCACUGCCACAUUGGAACGAUCAAAUCAAGAAAUACGUAGUCAUUCGUAGAAACGAAAGUAAAAAGUUUGGUGCCGAAUUGGUAUUCACAAAGUUUGUAAAACCUGCACCUGCCGCCAAAGAAUAG
Messenger RNA from Heterostelium album PN500, 939 nucleotides. Its product is annotated as serine/threonine-protein kinase. Gene Ontology annotation, biological process: protein phosphorylation. The coding region runs from base 1 to 939 and encodes 312 amino acids. Lineage: Eukaryota; Evosea; Eumycetozoa; Acytosteliales; Acytosteliaceae. The transcript is spliced from 4 exons. Gene Ontology annotation, molecular function: protein kinase activity; ATP binding. The record is from RefSeq and is a predicted model, not a curated record.